GUAGAUAUUUUGGCGCACAAAUAAUUUUAUAGCUUCGCAUACUCGUAUUUUUCGAUUCAUGUAAAAUUAAAGGGAAUUUUCUAUAUUUAAUGAAUGUAAAUAGUUAUUAAAUAAUUAUGUUUUGUGAAAUUAUUUUAUUAUUGUAUCAAUAACAAUACAAACUUAUUGAAAACGGUAUCUGAACUUGUAUGCAUACUUUGCAAACUCGCCGCGAGUGUGAAGCGUUAGCGGUUGUGUGUGGUGUAGUACCUUACAUAUUUCUACUUGUAUCAAUUUUCAAAAACAAACGACGUUUUGUUCGUUACAUUCUGGAUCUUCAAGAUAAUAACGGAAAGAAAGGCGGGAAGAAGAGAGAGAGCGAAAGAAGGAAAAGUUAAAAAAUGAAGAAAGAGUUAGUGGUGCUGCGUGUUAAUAUGUGUUGUGGAUAAAUGCAUCCUAAAGUGAUUACAGUUUAUUUUCAUCAGCAGUUUAUAAGAGAUAAUAUUCCGAGACGUUGCAUGUUUACAAAUUCGACUUGAAAGGACUUAGUGAACGAUUUCAUCCGUGUAUAUAAACUAUCAGCAAAAGUAUAGCGAACAUUGCAAGAAUUUUGUGAUUCUUCCAAAAAGUCCUUAUUGGAAGAUCUGUGAAGCGAUGAGUGAAAUUUCGUUAUUUUAAUGUUUCGUGAAAUUUGAUAUUUUACAAUGGCUUCUAAUAUUCCAUCUUUCCCGCGUAUGCUAAAAAUGCUGCGGGAAAAUAGUAGUAUUAAGGAUAAACGCGAAGCUUUAACCUAUAUUCGUAGCAGCAGCAAGAAGUUGGAACAGAUAAAAGCCAUUAAAGAAGAACAAUACAAAGAACUGUAUAAAUUAGUCAUUGAUGUAUUUACUAAUGGAAACAGUGACAUACAAAAUGAAGCAUAUGAAACAUUAAACGUUAUCAUUCAAGACUUUAAAGAUCAUUCUUUGAAUUUGUUUGAAACUAUGUCACAAAUAAGUCAAAAAAAUAGAUUAAAAAUUCUUAAGUUAUUAGAAAUAGUCGAGGACAAUGCUAUAUCGAUGGUUAUUUAUGAUACGCAUAUUGUGAAUUUUCUUAACAAUUGUAUGUGUAUGGUACAAACAAGUACAAUGCCAUGGAUAGCACCAAACGCAUGUAUAGAUAAUAUUCAAGCAUUGACAGAAGCAGAAAGCAAACCAUUAUCGGAUGACCAAAGAUUAGAAGAAGAAACAAUUAAUUAUUGUAUGAUUUUGUUACGAAGGUUAUACAAAGUGGCUGCGAUAACAUCAGAUACACAAGUUCAGAGGUUCAAUGCAUUAUUAUUAGACAAAAUAAUGUUAUUAGCUUAUAUGGGUCAUAAGCGACAACGAGGCCCUGCUUUAAAACUUUUAGAACAAGCUCUUACUACAGAUAUAACAUCACACGUUCGUUCUAAAUUAUCAGAAGCAUGGUCUCAAUAUAAAUUGGCAUUGCAAUCUACAUACUGCAAACGUAUGUUACUUUUGGUAUCCGCAUGUGAAUUAGAUUGGGCAACGCAAUGGAAUAUAAGUAUUCAAUUUCUUGGAAUGGAUCUUCAUCGUGGUGCUGGUUUAAUAAAUAAUUUACUAAGUGUAGAAGAGAAGGCAUUUAAAUCUACAGACACAGUUAUACGCAGACAAGCAUUUCUCUCAUGGAAGUUACUGGUGGAUAACUUUGCUUUAGAUCCACAAGAACUUGCUACUGCCAGACGAAUAAAGUUGUUGUGUAUUCCAUUAAAUGCUAAAAAUAGUAAAAGUGAAUUAAUAGCAUUGACGAAAUUAGAAGUCUGGUGGCAUGUAAUUAUCAAACUUUACAAGGACAUUCACAAGUUUGUUAACCCAGUGGUUACACAAUUCUUAAAUUUCUGUUUUGGACCUCUCGGAGAUACACCGUUAUUGUCAUCGAAAUUUGAAAUAGUAGCUUCACCAGGAAAAAGAUUUUAUAAGACGAAAAUUAUUGCUGUAGAUGCUCUAUGUCAACUUCUUGUCAACAACCAAGAAAAUACUCCAGUUUUUUCACCCAUUUUGGAAGAAAGACUUCCGCACUCUAUAACGAGUUCUAUUUUUCAAGAUAGUUAUAAGAGUGUUAUUCAUAGCGUAGGAGAAGCUUGGCUUGUUCUUAGUCAACUUACAGAUUCAGAAAUGAAAAAUAGAUACCAACUUAGUAAAAUAUUGUGGGCAAGUUUAGUUAAUUAUAUACAGGAAUCAAAAACGGAAAUGAAGGAUUUAAUAUAUAGAGAUUUGAUCCUAGUUAUCACAGAAUUAACGAAUUGUGCUACAGAUAAGCCAAUGAUAAAAAAUUUAAUUCUUGAUACAAUUCUAUUCAAUGUUGCUGACCUUAAUAAGAAUUUCAUUUUUGAAGAUGAUGUAUUAUUAGGAUUGAUAUUAAAGCUUAUACAAAUUCCACUAUUGAAUGAUGCUAAGAAGAGUCACUAUGACAUACUGAAAUGUUUGUUCUGGCAAUGCAUUAAAUCUGAAACAAGGAAUGAAUAUUAUUCCCACGCAUUCAAAUGCUUGAAAGAAAUAUAUGAAAAAUUAUCCACAUUGAUAAGUGUUGAAGAGAAAAAUGAGACUGUCAUUUCUGAAUUGUGGCAAAUUUUAGCAGAAGUAACAACAAAGUACAUGGAUGAUUUUCAGGAAAUUAAUGAAGGAAAUGCUCUAGAACAUAAUUUCAAGACUGUUGAAUCAAUAGUAAUAUUUCCAUUUAUGUAUUUGUGUUCAGAAGACAACAAACAAGCGCAAGAGUUAGUAAAAGUUUGGAAAUCUUUAUUUAAACAAUUUGAAAUGCGAGCAGAUCUCGUUGAAACUGUCAAAUCUAAUGAAAUUUUAUUAAAUAUUUCAAACGUUAUGCAGGGUUGCAUAGUGAAAAAUGAGAAGUCUUGUUGUCUUAUUACAAAAUGUUUAGAUAUUUUGUUAAGUACUGUCAACUUCAAAUUUUUACUAGCAAAUGUAGAAGUUCCAUCUGUUAUACAUCUUAUUGUAGAUCUUAUAGCUUGUAGUUUAUCUCAUAAAAAUGCUACAGCUUGUGAAUCUGCUCUCAAAGCACUCUCUGCAGUGUUAAUUACAAUUUAUGGACAUACCCCUCAAAAAGUAAUAUCAUACUUGCAAGUUUGUAAACCAACGGUCGAACAAAUUCUUUCAUCUAAACUGGAGGAAAUAAGUAAAGAAGUAUUGAAUACAUGGGAGAUUAUUGUUAGUAUUUUAAAAGGUCUUAAUAAACUGGUUGAUUAUGAUCUUAUUUUAUCAUAUAAAAAAGCCAUUAUUUUCGCUCUGAAUCAUAAAAACCUUGCCAUACAAAAUCAAACAGUAUCAUUGUUUGAUAUUAUGAAUGUGUUAAGUGGAAAUGCUAAAUCGAUAUUACAAGAGAUAGAAAUGGAAGCGGGCAAAGAUAAAAUAUCACGUAAAUCGGAUGGUACAAAGAAGAGUGAUCUUAUCAAAUCAUCGAACCAAAUUAAAAUGGUUGGUAGCUUUUUGAAUAGACGUUCUUGUAGUCCAAAAUCUACAGUUAAAGAGAGUGGCAAAAAUGAUAAGAGAGUAUUACCUGACUCUAAUUCUGAGGAUUACGUUUUCAUCAAGAGUGAUUAUAAAUUUGACGUUAGUCGUUUGACUGAACAUCAAAAAGAAUCGUUAAAGCGAAGGAGGGAAGAUAUUCCAGCGCUCUAUAACGAUUUGUCGCAAUCUUCUUCGCAAGACACUCAAAAUUUGCAAGAGUGGUUCGACAAGAGAAACGAUGCUUUAGCAACAACGGAAAAAGUAUUUAUGAAAAGAGAUAAUAUUACAAUAAAAAAUAUUAUAAACGAUGAGGCGAAUAAAGAGAACAAAAUCGAUAUGGAAGAAUCAGAAAUGAUAGAUAAAGCAGCUAUUCAAAAUGAUGUGAAGUCAGUAGAACACGGACAAAAUACAACGGUAGAAUUUGUACAAAAUUCGAAGGAUAAUGUGGAAAAUGAUGAAAAUAUCCCUAUAACGGAUGCAAAAGCUGUUGCAAUAGAGACUUGUGACAAUCUAGAAGUAAAAAUGUCAUCAAAUUCUGUAACAGGUGACGCAAAUCUUGCUUCACAAGAAGAGCGUUUGAUAAAUAAGGACAACGACCAAAGACUAUCCCCAUCCGUAUUAGAUAAUAGCAAACGACGCAGUCGUCAGGGUACGAUUGUAACUAGUACUUCUACGAAUUUAGAAGAAACUAAUAGUCAACCGGGACAAUCUAACAUGGUUACAGUUGGAGAAAGGAAAUUAAGGAAAAAAAUUAGUCCAAAGCCAAUAUUAGUUAAUAAACAAAGACUUUCGAUUGGUAUGAAGAGUAAGUCUCCUGACAUAGAGAAAAGAGGUAUUAAACGAAAAUCAAAUUCGGAUAGUGAAAAUGAAAGUUCUCAUUCACGUAGACGCAGUAAAACUAAAGCAAUGAUAAUAAACUAUGACACUCCUACUGACAGUGAUAGCUCGAAAUCUACAGAAAGUGAAAACCCGACAAUGAAUUUGGAAGGAAUAAUCGAGGAUGGGAAUCUCAGUCAACGAACUAGGAAUGAAAUAUCUCGAUUACGUAUAAACAUGGUAUUUGAUAGUCCUUUAUCAAACAGUCGUCGAUCCAAGGGUCACGAAGAUAGUAUUAAAGAUGGUGUUGCUAGGAAACAGUCACCUGAAUGUAAAGUACCCAAGUUGAAAGUUGCAGAUUUAAAACCUGGUGAUUCUCUAAAGAAAAAUCAAAAAAGUAAUGACAAAGAACUGAAUAAAACUCAGUAUGUAAGUAAAAGAGGUAGAUUGAUUAAAGCGAAGUUUAAAGUGGAAAAAAACGGUGAACUUACUAAAGUUGAAGAUACAAAAAAAUCUUCACAAAACAAAACGAAAGAGUUAGGAGAAGAGAAGAAACUGGGAGAGGAAAGCAAAGAGGAUCGUAGUGUACAGAUAGAUGUUUCAAGGAUUACAGUAGACGGUAUUAAUGGUAAUGGGGGUGAUAAUGGAAAUUUGUAUGAUGUUAAUCAAGUCAAUAAGGCUAAAGUUGUAGAAUCUAAGGAUGAUGAAUCUAAUACUGAAGUAGAAAAUAAAGAUGUUGAUUACUAUGAAAAUGUUGACAUAAUAGAAAAUUCACAGGAAUUAUCUGAAAUACAAAGGAAAUGUAAUGAAAAGCAAUGUUUUAUUAAAAUUAAUAAAAUAGGUGACCCAUGUAACGCAGUGAAACUUCCUAGCAGUACAAGCGAUAAUGAAAUAGCGACAGAUAUUGUUUCGAAUAAUUGUGAUAAUGACAAUAACGAAGUUCCUAAGGUUAAUGUUAAGGAAUCUGAGGAAAACAUGGAAGUUGAUUCCAAUAAACCAAAGACAUCGAUUUCGGUUGCUGAUGGUAAUCUGUAUGAUAAUGAAAAAUAUGCUGUAGUUGAGGUUCAAAAAAUGAACGAGGGAUCGUCAUCUAAAUAUGUCCUUGGGUUUUCCUCUCCAAAAAGUAAUACAAAGCGGCAAUUAAAAUUUAAAACUUAUUCAGCACUAGGUCGUGCGGCGCAUAUGUUAGGAUUAGUAACGAAACAAGCAAAAUUAGAAUCUGAAUGUAAUCCUGUAACUGUAGAUGACGAAGCUGCAAUAAAAAAAGGAAAGCCUAAAGAUAUAGAGAGCGAGACAGGUCUUGGAAAAAAGGAGAAAGGUUCUGCGUUUAAAGAUGUUGAAAAAGUAACAGCAACGUGUAGUAGUCGACAAGAGAAAAUCUUUAAUAAUAUGAGGACAUCUGACUAUGGUCCAUUACCUUCGAUCAAAUCAUUCUCCAAUUUGAAGAAUGACGGUGAAAAAGUUUUCCUGAAGACGGACAAAAUGGAUCUUGCACCUGUUCAAGCUGAUGUUCAAGUUGAAAAAGUGAAUGAAGAAUCUGUAAAUGAAACAGAGGAAUUGCCAAUUUUAGAAUGGUCAAGUGCAAAUCCACCUUCCUUAACUGCAUCUCCCAGUGUUAGUAUUCUUAAACGACAACGGCAGUCUCUACCAGAGCCAGAUCCAGAAUGUACAACUCCUAACAAGAGAAAACGAGUAAGUUUUGCGGAUCCUCCAGUUUCAAAAGAAAUGGGAUACGAAAUUGCGACUUCCGAUUCUCCGCACAAACUUAAUAAAUUCGUUUCACGUGGCUUGUUGGGUCGUAAGGACUCACCAUUCAGGAUGAAGCAGAUCAAGCCGAGAUUGAUACACAUUGAUUCCGAGAAGAUGGACUGUGAGGAAGAAACAGACGCAGCGAGUACAUCAGAAGUAGAUCAACAAUGCGAAAGAGAAAACGAAUUGUUAACGAAAAUAGCUGAAGAACUAGAGUAUUCAGGGAACUUCGCAAUGGACACCGAUAGCUCACAAAUUUCGCCUGAUAGUGAGAAGAAUGACUCACCGGACGCAAGUCCUGUGGAAGAUAACGCUCGUAACAAAAUUAAUAUCGAUAAUUUAAGCACUGAGCUUGAAAUCACGCAAAAUACUACUUUCUCUAGACACACAGAAAAUAAGGACAGUAUGACGGACGCUGUUAAGGAACCUGCUGUUAACACGGAAAAUGAUAAAUGCAACGUAAGUGAUACCAACGAUGACAUAUUCAAUGAGAUGGAUGCAAAGCGUGACAAUGCGAACGCAAUAAAUAAUGUCAGUGCCGAGAUAGACGACGGACACAAUGUUCCUUCCGUUCAAAACAACGCAGAGAAUUCUCUGAAAUAUAAUAUUGCGAAUGAUUCGGUCAUACCGAAUAUAUUUAAAGACCAUUCGAAUUCUGAAAAUUUGGAGGACACGAUGGACGUAGCGAAUCUCUCUAGCUUGAAUUCCACGGCGAGCUCGGAGGAAAUUUUCUGUGGAAGGUUGAUACGAACUAGUACACAAGCAGUGGACACAACAGGGGAGCAAGAUACUUUGCCUGUCACGGACUCGGUACUUGGAACUUUACCGUUGAGUCAUGACAGUCAGAACACAAGCGAAUUCGACGCAGAAAUCCCUCAUCCGGAGCUCUUAGAUUCUACGCAUCCCAUACACCCGACGUUGAUCUCCUGUUCAGAACCUAUCCAGUCUGUUAUCGAGAAAUUAACGAACCCUCUAUGGGUAUCGCAUUUGUCCACGUACCUCUCGAGUAUCAACAUCGAAACUGUCGGUAACCUAGCGCGGCUAUCCGAGCGCGAAGUGAACAGAAUUCCCGUGAAAGGUAACUCGAAAGUUGAUUUUGUGAAGAGUGUCCUAAAAUCCUUUGAGAAAACGUAUAACAUGAAGCAAGCGGGCAAUGCAACGGAACGCUUGAACGAUCCUUCGACCAGCGAACCACGUCUUAAUGUAAAUACGAAUGUACCUGUAUCCGAAAAGGAAGUAAUGACUGAAGGCCAAGCGUUGAGAGCUUCUGAAGUGACUCCGAAUGAAAUUAGGUAUGGAACUGACGAUUCGAAUAUGAACGUUGACAAAAUGUCGGAAUUGUCCAAAAUUGCGACGGAGAUUGGUUUACAUAAAACUUCGAACCAACAUGCAUUGAAGGUUUCAUCGUUGACCCCACAACUGGGAGCUAAAACCAAAUCAUCAACCGUUACACAAAUGACGAGCAUACCAGUAUCAUCUAUAUUAGAUAUUGUACUUCCAUCUCAAGCUGAUGGAGGAAUCUCUUCCAUCUCGGAAGCAAUUUCUGCUUCACACAUGUCAAAAACUAUUGAUGCUUGCACUACCCGUGACUCUAUUCAUUUACCGCAAUCUGUAACACCUAAGGUUACCAAAUCCACCGAAGUGCAAACGGCUUUGGAAGAUCUUCUGGAUGAAAUCGAUGUUAAUUUGGUAUUGGAAAGCGCAGUUAGAAGAUGUACACCAGAGAAAAUUCUUAUGCAAUAUAAGAACAAAAUGAGACAUGUGCCACAAUCGGAACUGGAAAGAGAGACCAUAAGAAUGCUUGGCAGUGAGAAUAGGCCCAACUGCAAUGAGACAACACUAAAAUUCGCUUGCCGUUCCUGUGGAAUCAACAAAGUGUUGUUGCGGCUCCCUGAUAUUUUUUGUGCUGAGAAGCAAUUUUUCGUUAAAGUGUUGAACGCUUAUCGGCAAAAGAUAAAGACCAGCGAUUGCAUGAACAUCCUUGAUUUCACUGAAGUCAAGGACGCCGUUUGCGAGAAAUGUACGUCCUCAGAGUUAGCUGAUAUGUUGUCGAAAAAGCUGAAAGCAGAGGAACAAGAAGGAAUCAAAAAGCCCAUGACCGAAUUGUCCAGCUUGGAUGCCAUGUUGAAACGGUUGCCAAUGGACGUGAUCAUUAGCCACACAGUGGCGAAUGAUGAGCUGAUCCCGUCUCGCCUUGUGUUGGACAUAGCUCUGCAGAACAACAGCCCCAGCGACAUAGCGCAAGCUUUGGAAUCUCAGUCACCUGUCGUAAUUAAAAAUGUUUUCGACAAAUUGUGGUCCGACCAGUUUGCUGUGACGCACAUUGGCGAGAGUAACGGCUCUGACGAGGGACUGCUAAAAAUUUUCAAAGCCGUUUGUUCGAAACUGAGCAAGAAAGAUCUGCUGGAAGCAUUUUAUGAAUGUAUGAAGGACAAGGUAACUGUAAACGAUGAGAGAAACUAAAGAUUAUGUGUUAUGUCAGAUCGCUUUGUGGUCUACAUGUGUUUUCGAUGUUCAUUACCAAUAUUGACUAUAAACAUGUUCAGUUUCUUUUUCUCGAUAAUAUCCACAUUACUGGCAUAUAUUAUAUAUUCUUGCAGUUAUUGAACUAUAUUUCACGGAUAGCUCUUUAUAAAAAUGGUAUUGCAUCGUAGCUUAGAAUUUCAUUACAGAAUUUAAUUAGAAUACUGUGUGCUUUAAGAGAAACAGAAACAGUUCUUUCUUUUUUUAUUAUAAUAAUUUCACGUUUUCACGCGCAAGUUGAACGUACAUUAAACAUUAUCAAGAAUAAUUGAAAUGAGAGUAUAUUAACCAGAACAAUUGUUAUAUUUACUUUUUUAUAAAUGUUUAUUACUAAAGGAAGCAUCACGUUUCAUUAAAAAACUAUAGUGUAUCAGCAUCUUCAUUUUGCCAUUAAUUUUUUCAGAUUUUUUUUCCAAAUUUAAUAUAAAAUAAACUCGAAAUAUUGUUUAAAGUAACUUUGUUAUUAAUAUUGUGUAACAUGAAUUUAAAAGAUCCAGCAGAGUUGUAACGAAACGGUCAACAUUCUGAAAGUAUUAAUAAAUUUUACAGACAUGUUACUUCUGUUUCUUUUGAAAAAAGGAUUAGUCAUGUUAAGUGUUAAUUAAGUUACUGUAGAAGUUUUUUCCUUUUCUAGUAAAAAUUCCAAAGAUUUCACUAAAUUAAAAAUUAAUGAAUUGAGAGACCAUUAAAUGAUAUCACGUACUACGUUUUUACUUGUAAUCCAUUGAUUGGCAUGUAGUACUUAAAUUUUUCUAUCCAAUUGGUUUUCAUAAUAUUUAAGAGUAGACUAUUGUAUAUAAUACACAGCUAUACUAUAUAUAAUAAUACUUGAUGGAAAAUACUAAUAAUUAGCUUGUUCUGUAUUAGUUAUAUUAUUAAUCAAGUAUGGCAGAUACUAUACAUGAUACAGGAACGGUGUAAAUGCUAAUUAUUGAUUUUCUCGAUUUUUUCUUUUUAAUUUAUGUUUUUGUGUUUAUGGAAUCUGAACUUUAGUAUGAACCGUGUAAUAUCCAAAAUUAAGUUAAGAAAUCAUUUUCAAAGUCAUUUUCCGCGCAAUUUUCGUAUAUUGAUUAUUUCGCAGAAACUGGUAUCCCAUUUGACACAUAAUAAAUCUGAAGUGCCGAGAAAUUUUACAUUGCGUAGAAUAAAAAUAUUUCAUAUAUUUUUCAUGAUAUGCUUGUAACUUGAUGUUGAAAUUUCUACAGAAUUAAGAUAAAUAAAAUAA
Molecule: messenger RNA, 9795 nt
Organism: Nomia melanderi (Alkali bee)
Lineage: Eukaryota; Metazoa; Arthropoda; Insecta; Hymenoptera; Halictidae
Product: Rap1 interacting factor 1
Biological process (GO): telomere maintenance
Cellular component (GO): nucleus; chromosome, telomeric repeat region
Source: RefSeq, a predicted model, not a curated record